Molecule: messenger RNA, 1554 nt
Organism: Exophiala spinifera
Lineage: Eukaryota; Fungi; Ascomycota; Eurotiomycetes; Chaetothyriales; Herpotrichiellaceae
Exons: 7
Coding region: 1-1554 (517 amino acids)
Biological process (GO): transmembrane transport
Cellular component (GO): membrane
Molecular function (GO): transmembrane transporter activity
Source: RefSeq, a predicted model, not a curated record
AUGUCCGAAAAAACCGAGAAUGUAGCAGCAAAGGCUGCUGCCACUGAUGUUUCAAACACGGCUUCCGACCAAAUGAGCACAGAGCAGGUUGCGCCAGAAGGUGUUGACAUCGCUCUGGGCUGGUUCGAGGAGAUGCGAACUAUUCCUAUCGACGAGCUUGAUGCAGAGAGCACAGCUGUCCGCCGCCGAUGUGACUGGAUCUUGAUGCCCAUCAUUUGCAUUACAUAUGCUCUUCAGUUCUUGGACAAUGCUGUUCUUGGAUAUGCCUAUGCAUACGGCGUGCUUGAGGAUACCGGCAUGACUCCCGGCGACUAUAACUGGUUAGCUAGCAUCUAUUACUUUGGAUAUCUGUUUUGGGCAUAUCCUUCGACCCUUCUUCUCCAGAAACUCCCAGUGGCGACCUAUACAACUGUUCUAAUCUUCCUUUGGGGUGUUCUGACCUUCAUGUGUUGCGUUGCCAAUUCCUUUGCAGGCUUUGCAGUACUUCGCUUUCUCCUUGGUUGUCUGGAAGUCGGAAUCACGCCCACCAUGAUGGUCAUCACCUCCUCAUUUUACAAGCGUGAAGAGACACCCGUGCGGAACUCUUUCUGGCAGUCGUCGUUUGGCAGCGGCGUGGUAGUGCUUUCAAUUGUGUCGUACGGGCUCGGAAAUAGCCACAGUAGCAUUUCAAACUGGAAGCUCGUCUUCUUGUUCGUUGGAGCCAUCACGACAGCCUGGGCUGCUGUAUUCUACUAUUUCGUCCCCAACACUCCUACCGAGACUCGGUGGCUUACCCAUCGUCAAAAACUGGUUGUCAUUCACCGGAUCUCGACCAACAAGAUCGGGAUCAAGGACAAAAAGAUAAAGCCUUACCAGAUCAGAGAGGCACUUCGCGACCCCAAACUGUGGCUCCUUUGCGCAUUCCAAAUCACGAAUGGCAUCUGCAACUCCAGCGUCUCUGCGUUUGCUUCUCCAUUGAUUGAGGGCUUCGGAUUCGACGCGCUCCAGACCGUGCUUCUCCAGAUGCCAACUGGUGCUUUCGUCGCUGUGAUCGAACCGAUUCUAGGCUACAUCGCCACAAAGACAACUAACACAAUCAUCUGGAUCUCGAUUGCCGCCAACAUCCCCAACGUCGCCGGUCUUUUCGGGAUCCGCUUCAUUUCUCGGACCGAGAACCACAAAUGGGCGCUCCUCGGCUGCACCUGGCUGCAGUUCAUCUUCGGCGUGACAAACCUGUUCAGCUGGACACUCACGGCUUCCAACUUUGCCGGCCACAGCAAAAGAUCAUUUGUCAAUGCCGCCAUAUUUGCCUGCUUUGGCGUGGGUAACUUGAUAGGUCCCCAUAUAUUUUUUCCGUCGGAGGCGCCGGUGUACGAAUCUGCCAUUACGGGACUGCUGGUCUGCUUCGGAUUGAGUAUCAGCUUCAAUCUGGGUCUGCGCACAUACAUGUGGAAUGAGAACCGAAGAAGAGACGGGGCAUUCGCGCGUGGCGAGAUUCAGAAUGUGGAUGGAGAGCUGGAAGGUUUCUAUGACAAGACCGACAUGGAGAACAAAGCUUUCAGAUACGUGUUGUAG